UAGAAUCCAAAGAACUUUCUUUUCCUCUUGUCCAACAAACAAGAAACUUUCAUGGUGGAGUCCACCAACUCCUUCCAAUCCAGUUGAUCGCUUCCUUUCUAUCUUUCCUCUCUUCUCUCACCAGGGAAAAGGAAAAAGAAAAAAAAAAGUUUCAGUUUGGAUUAUUGGGCAAGGAGAGAAGACUGAUGGAUUAUUAUGAGCUUGCUGGUAGAUUCCCAUACCAAGACUCCCUCAAGGUUCUUGAGGCUGAUAUCCAGCAUGCUAAUGUUUUCUUCUAUACCAAGAGGCAAGGGUGGAUCUUGUCUUCAAAUGAAACUGGCUUACAAUCACUUAGCACCUAUUUGUCUGCUGUUACUUCAAUGGAUGGAUUGUUCAUGUGCCAGUCUACUUUCAAGUUUUUUAAACCUUUUUCACAUAGUUGUAUAUCAGGUAUGCUCAGAUGGAAAGCCAAAGAUCUCUUCAUGCAGAAGGAAAGCAACCAUUAGGGAAUUCUAUGCUGUUAUAUUACCAUCACUUCAGCGUCUUCAUGGUGAUUCACUGGAGUUGGACAUUACUCAGGAAAAUGGUCAGUAUGUGGAGAUGGUAGUCAAAAUGGGAUUAGAGGAUAGGAGAAAAGUUUCAGAUAUGGACCUAGAUAGGGAAGAUGAAUGUGGGAUCUGCUUGGAGCCUUGCACAAAAAUGGUUGUGCCAAGCUGCUGCCAUGCAAUGUGCAUCAACUGCUACCGUGACUGGAACAUGAGAUCAGAAUCUUGCCCAUUUUGCCGGGGAAGUCUGAAAAGAGUCGAUUCAGGUGACUUAUGGGUUCUUACAUGCAAUAGCGAUGUGGUGGACACUAGAACUGUGUUAAAUGAGGAUAGGUUGCGCUUUUACCUUUUCAUAAACAGCUUGCCUAAAGAUGUCCCGGAUGCUGUGUUCUUGAAGUAUUAUGAGUACCUAAUCUAAUUUGACAGAUAAGAAGAUUGAUUGAUUAAUGUAUAAAGGGAAACUGCUAACCAUCACAACGUACAUAUAGUCUUGUGAGGUUUUCAUGUUGAAAAUUGCAUUCCUAGUUGAUAAUUGUUCAGAAUGUGUAUAUGUCUUAA
Messenger RNA from Ricinus communis (castor bean), 1082 nucleotides. RefSeq names its product E3 ubiquitin-protein ligase AIRP2. The record is from RefSeq and is a predicted model, not a curated record. Gene Ontology annotation, biological process: protein ubiquitination. Gene Ontology annotation, molecular function: ubiquitin protein ligase activity. The transcript has 5 exons. Lineage: Eukaryota; Viridiplantae; Streptophyta; Magnoliopsida; Malpighiales; Euphorbiaceae. Bases 196 to 942 code for a protein of 248 amino acids.